GCUGGCCGGUGCUGCCCAGGGCUCCACAUUAAAAUUCGUUUCUAACAACAUAGAGGCUAGGAGUCAAGUAUGGGAAGCACAGGCACUCAUGCGAAGAAGGGAGAAUCCAAGGGUGAAGGGCUGAUUGACUUGGUCUUUUCCUGGUCUCUCUCUGGUGUGCUCAACAGAGAUCUUUACAAGGCCAAGGUUAAGCCAAUUCCAGAGACCUUUUCAUCAACCAAUGAGUAUAUGAACUCAUUUAUAGACCCCCUCAUAGAAGAGACACACAGUGGCUUGUUCUCAAGCAUUCAGACAGUGCAUCGAGCUCCUACGAGUGAAAUAUGGACCGUUAACAUAUCCAAGGACUUUAAACCUCCCAAGGACUUGUACUACAACAUUUCAUUGAAUAGAAGCAGAGGCGCUUCAAGUUUUCAAGGAAUGUACGAGCCCGAAUUUGGAGAUCUUAUCGCCUUGACAGAGGUCAGACCGAAAUGUAUUGCUGAUCUUGACAGGCCUAAAAGUCCUUAUGUUAUUGCUGUGGUUCAAAGGAUGGGAGAAUAUGGUUCUGAAAAAAUUGAAAUACGGGCGUCCAAGCCCAUCGUGUUGGGUGUAUAUGGAGAUCGACGAGAGGAUAAAAAUAAGCGAAGUCUUUUUGUUGUUUACCUUGCAAACAUGAUAACUAACAUAAGAAUAUGGACGGCAUUGAAGUCAGAGCUCGAAGGGGGGAACAUGAACGUCAUUAAGAGAGUGCUGCAACCGGAUUCCACUAUUGGGGAAAAUUGUACAAAUUGCUCGUUGGAAGAGAUUGACCGAGAUGUCGAAUACGAAGUGAGGAAUGCCACCAGUACCUUUAAGUUAGACGACUCCCAACAGGGUGCUGUGUUAAGUUGUGUUGCUACGGGAAAAUGUCAUCAUCAAAAUACUGUCAAACUAAUAUGGGGCCCUCCCGGAACUGGGAAAACAAAGACAGUGGCUUCAUUACUAUUUGUUCUGUUGAGGAUAAAAUGCAGAACACUGACAUGUGCCCCAACCAAUAUUGCAGUUUUAGGUGUUACUUCAAGACUUAUGAGUUUGGUGAGUCAUGCACUUGAGUAUGAUACUUACGGGCUGGGAGAUAUAGUUUUAUUUGGCAAUGGAGAAAGAAUGAAGAUUGAUAAUCAUGAAGACAUUUUAGAUGUAUUUCUUGAUUACCGCGUUGUUGCUCUUUCCAGUUGUCUUUCUCCAUUGUCUGGGUGGAAACAUAAUGUGGAGUCGAUGAUAUGUUUUCUCGAAGACGCUGAAAAGAUGUACCGUUUGUAUUUGGAACAAGAAAAGAAGAAGAAUGAGGACGAUGAUAAGGGAGAGGAGGAGGAGACAAAUUUUGAAAAUCAGAUGGUAAAUAACAACGAAGACGAAGAGGAAGAUAUCGAUCAAGACUCAAAUGAUGGGGAUGAGAGGGAAAUUUGGAGGAGGAAAAUUGUUCAGAUCUUGAAGGAAAACAAGAAAAAGGAAAAGAAGAAGGAGGAGGAGCCUUCAAAGAGAGAAGGAAAUUUGAAGUGCAAUAAAAGAGAGGAAAAGGACAACUCGACUCGAAGUAACAAAGAAAAAGGAGAAAAAGCGGAGAAGGAUGAGGAUCCAUUUACAUUUGAGGAGUUUUUCAUCAAGAGAUUUAAACUUAUCGGAAAUAAGCUCAUAUUUUGUAUCACAAAUUUGUACACACAUAUGCCAACUUCUUUCAUUUCAUUGAAAGUGGCAAAGAAGAUGAUGAAAGCUCGCGAUUUGCUAAAAUCCAUUGGAGCUAUGUGUACUCAUGCUGUUGCAAAUAAGGGUUUGAAAGAAGUCUGGAAUGGAGUUGACAAGUUUGGGAACACUAGUUCUUCCAAUACAGAGUGUGUUCAAAUACUUAGAUUCCUUUCUGACACAAUAAAUUUGCCAAAAUUCACUGAACACUAUGAAAUUCGGAGUUUUUGCUUGCAAAACGCGUGCUUGAUAUUUUGCACUGCUUCAAGCUCGGCUACAUUGCAUACAGAAGGGAUGGGACCACUGGAACUGUUGGUUAUUGACGAAGCUGCUCAGCUCAAAGAAUGUGAAUCCACUAUUCCUUUGCAGCUCUCUGGACUCCGUCAUGCUAUACUCAUUGGGGAUGAACGGCAACUGCCUGCAGUGGUUCAAAGCAAGAUAUGCCAGCCGGCUGAAUUUGGAAGAAGCUUAUUUGAGAGGCUGGUGACAUUAGGACACAAGAAGCAUCUUCUUAACGUCCAGUACAGAAUGCAUCCAUCAAUAAGCUUGUUUCCAAAUAGGGAGUUCUACGAAAGUAGGAUUUUGGAUGGUCCGAAUGUCAAAGAACAAGCCUACGAGAGGCGUCUUCUUCGAGGAAGUAUGUAUGGAUCCUAUUCUUUCAUUAACAUAAGCCAGGGAAAGGAGGAGUUAGAUAGGCAUAGCACGAAAAACAUGGUGGAGGUGGAGGUGGUUUCUGAGAUUGUCGCAAGCCUCUUUAAAGAAUCUGUGGCAUCAAAACAGAAGCUCCGGGUUGGUUGCAUAUCGCCUUAUAAAGCUCAAGUAUUUGCACUCCAAAAAAAACUUGGGAAAAUAUACAAUACAGAUUCAUACCCUGACUUCUCGGUUGACGUCCGAUCUGUUGAUGGGUUUCAAGGUGGUGAGGAGGAUCUCAUAAUUAUCUCCACCGUGCGAUGUAAUGCAAAAGGAGAGGUUGGCUUUCUUUCCAAUCGUCAAAGAACAAAUGUGGCUCUCACUCGCGCAAGGCAUUGCCUCUGGAUACUGGGAAAUUGUUCUACUUUGAUUAACAGCGGCUCUGUUUGGAGGGAACUUGUCAUCAAUGCCAAGGCUCGGAGUUGCUUUUAUGAUGCUAAUGAUGACAAGAACUUGGCUCAAGCUGUUGCAUGUGCCUUAGUUGAGCCUAACCAACUUCGCACACUAUCCAUAACUGAUUCACCACGGUUUCGUAAUACUAGAUGGAAGGUAUGCUUUCCUUAAU
This is a messenger RNA of Rhododendron vialii, 2953 nucleotides long. Its product is annotated as helicase sen1-like. The transcript has 7 exons. Lineage: Eukaryota; Viridiplantae; Streptophyta; Magnoliopsida; Ericales; Ericaceae. Gene Ontology annotation, molecular function: helicase activity. Bases 70 to 2952 code for a protein of 960 amino acids. The record is from RefSeq and is a predicted model, not a curated record.